AUGAAGACAUUACUCCUGCUGUACUGGCUUGGGGUGUUUCUGUCCUGUUCUGGACACAUCCAGGAUGAGCACCCCCAAUAUCACAGCACCCCAGAUGUGGUGAUUCCCGUGAGGAUAACUGGCACUGCUGGAGGCAUGAAACCUCCAGGCUGGCUCUCCUAUGUCCUGCACUUUGGGGGCCAGAAACACAUUAUCCACAUAAAGGUGAAGAAACUUUUGAUUUCCAAACACCUCCCUGUGUUCACCUAUACAGACCAAGGUGCUAUCCUUGAAGACCAGCCUUUUGUACAGAAUAACUGCUACUAUCAUGGUUAUGUGGAAGGGGACUCAGAAUCCCUGGUUUCCCUCAGUACCUGUUUUGGGGGAUUUCAAGGAAUACUACAGAUAAAUGACAUUGCUUAUGAAAUCAAGCCCCUAGCAUUUUCUACCACAUUUGAACAUCUGGUGUAUAAGAUGGACAAUGAGGAAAAACAAUUUCCAACCAUGAGAUCCGGAUUGAUGCAAAAUGAAAUAACAUGUCAAAUUGAAUUUGAAGAAAUUGAUAAUUCCACUCUGAAGCAAAGUUCUUAUGAGGGCUGGUGGAUCCAUUUUAAGAUUAUUGAAAUUGUUGUUGUGAUUGAUAAUUAUCUAUACAUUCAUUAUGAAAGGAAUGAGUCAAAGUUGCUGGAGGAUCUAUAUGUCAUUGUUAAUGUAGUGGAUUCCGUCUUCGAUGUACUUGGUGUGAAGGUGUUAUUAUUUGGUUUGGAGAUCUGGACUAACAAAAAUCCCAUUGUAGUAGAUGACGUAAGGAAAUCUGCGUACCUAUUUUGCAAGUGGAAGUUGGAAAACAUUAAUCCCCGGCUACAACCUGAUGCCACACAUCUUUUUACAAAUCUAGGAUUAAGAGGGUUAAGUGGCUUAGCAGUGCAGGGAGGAAUGUGCAUACCACAGCGUAGUUGUGCAAUUGUUACUUUCCUGAACAAAACUUUGGGCCCUUUUGCAAUUGCAGUGACUCAUCAUCUAGGUCAUAAUUUGGGCAUGAGCCAUGAUAUUUAUCCAUGUAGGUGUUCACAUCAUGUAUGCAUAAUGCAUGAAUUUAACCCACUAGUAACUAAAUUUAGCAAUUGCAGUUAUGGUUCUUUUUGGUCUACUACAGGGCGGUCAAGGUGUUUGAUUGAACAUCUAUACACAAAGGACAUCUUUAGUGUGAAGCGCUGUGGGAAUGGUGUUGUUGAAGAAGAAGAGGAAUGUGACUGUGGACCUUUAAAGCGUUGCGCCAAAGAUCCCUGCUGUCUGCCAAACUGCACUCUGACUGAUGGCUCUACCUGUGCUUUUGGACUUUGUUGCAAAAACUGCAAGUUCCUACCAUCAGGGGAAGUGUGUAGAAAGGAGAUCAGUGAAUGUGAUCUUCCAGAAUGGUGCAAUGGAACUUCCCAUAAGUGCCCAGAUGAUGUAUACGUGGAAGAUGGAAUUCCCUGUGGGGAGAAGGCCUACUGCUAUGAAAAGAGAUGUCAUGACCGCAAUGAACAGUGUCAGAGGAUUUUUGGUGCAGGGGCAAAGACUGCAAGACAGAUUUGCUACACACAAUUGAACACCUUAGGUGAGCGUGUUGGUAACUGUGGUAUCAAAGAUGCUACAUACAUAAAAUGUAAUAUCUCUGAUGUUCAGUGUGGAAGAAUUCAGUGUGAGAACGUGGCCGAAAUUCCCAAUUUGCAUGAUCAUUCUAGUGUGCUUGGGGCUCGCUUCAAGGAAAUAAUGUGCUGGAGUACUGAUUACCAUUUUGGGAUGAAGGGACCUGAUAUUGGUGAAGUGAAAGAUGGCACAGAGUGUGGGACAGAUCAUAUAUGCAUCCAUAGGCACUGUGUCCACGUAAACAUCUUGAACAGCAAUUGCUCACCUGCAUUUUGUAACAAGAGGGGUAUCUGCAACAAUAAACAUCACUGCCAUUGCAAUUACUUGUGGGACCCUCCCAACUGCCUGAUAGAAGGCUAUGGAGGUAGUGUUGACAGUGGCCCACCCCCUAAGAGAAGGAAGAAAGAGUUUUGUUUUCUGUGUAUAUUGUUGCCUAUUGUUUUGUUUAUAUUGUUCUGUUUUCUUUAUGGACUUUGUAAAAAGAAAAAGCCUACAAAAAAACAACAAGAUGUUCAGCCUCUAUCUGCAAAAGAAGAGGAAAAAAUUCAGCGUCAACCUUCCCAGAGUCAACCCCCUGUGACACCUUCCCAAAGUCAACCUCUGGUGACGCCUUCCCAGAGUCAACCUCUGGUGACACCUUCCCAGAGUCAGCCUCGGGUGACGCCUUCCCAGAGUCAGCCUCGGGUGACGCCUUCCCAGAGUCAGCCUCUGGUGACGCCUUCCCAGAGUCAACCUCGGGUGACGCCUUCCCAGAGUCAACCUCCUGUGACGCCUUCCCAGAGUCAACCUCGGGUAAUGCCCUCCCAGAGUCGACCUCCUGUGACGCCUUCCCAGAGUCAACUUCGGAUGACACCUUCCCAGAGUCGACCUCCUGUGACGCCUUCCCAGAGUCAACCUCGGGUGACACCUUCCCAGAGUCGACCUCCUGUGACGCCUUCCCAGAGUCAACUUCGGGUGACACCUUCCCAGAGUCGACCUCCUGUGACGCCUUCCCAGAGUCAACCUCGGGUAAUGCCCUCCCAGAGUCGACCUCUUGUGACGCCUUCCCAGAGUCAACCUCGGGUGACGCCUUCCCAGAGUCAAGCUCACCUGACGCCUUCCCAGAGUCAAGCUGGGAAACCAAAGCAGUCAGUCCCAAUUCAAAAAACUGUAUCCAGACAAGGUACAUUAAAAAAAUAA
Messenger RNA from Cebus imitator (Panamanian white-faced capuchin), 2790 nucleotides. RefSeq names its product ADAM metallopeptidase domain 29 (gene ADAM29). Bases 1 to 2790 code for a protein of 929 amino acids. NCBI's taxonomy places the organism in Eukaryota, Metazoa, Chordata, Mammalia, Primates, Cebidae. The transcript has a single exon. Gene Ontology annotation, molecular function: metalloendopeptidase activity. Gene Ontology annotation, cellular component: plasma membrane; external side of plasma membrane; sperm head plasma membrane. The record is from RefSeq and is a predicted model, not a curated record. Gene Ontology annotation, biological process: proteolysis; male gonad development.